AUGGAUGCACAAGCCACUAUCAGAUUCAUCGCUUCGGCACUCGCCCAGAACGAAGCCCCAGAACUUCCGCUCCAUCGCAGCCGGUAUAGAGACGUUAACUCGUCUCCAGGGAACGCGCAGCCCUUGAUGGCUAUCGGUAUGUGUCCCUGGUAUUUUAUUGCCAUGGCGGGACUUGGCCAUGAACGAACCAAGCUAUUUCUACGUGGUCUUCAAGGUGUCGACAGAGGAAAGAUAGAGGCCCACAAACACGAAGACCACGGCUCCAAAUGUUGCCCCAGGCCCAUGCAACAGCCGUAUCGCGGUCGGAGCUUUGGGCCCGGAAUCCCAGCUGUACUGGGAUUAUCUCAGCAUUUCAUCCUUACACCAUAGUACCAAUUCUUACUGAGGACGAGACCCAGUGUAUAAGCGGCCACUCUUCGGGCGAGCACACGGCAUCGAUGCCGAUGUCCCGCCCGGCCUUCGAACCAAGCCACUUGCAAGCUGGGUACAGGUUGCUAGCAGCACGUCUCUAUCGCCAUGGCGGCUGAGAUACUAGAUGGCUGACGCCGACCAAAAGAAGCCGCCGGUUGUUGGAGAGCUCGGGCCUUUUGGAAGGUCUUACCUGGGGUCAUCCGGGUCUUUGGGGUCCUCUUGGGUGGACGAGAA
Colletotrichum destructivum is the source of this 645-nucleotide messenger RNA. RefSeq lists its product as uncharacterized. Lineage: Eukaryota; Fungi; Ascomycota; Sordariomycetes; Glomerellales; Glomerellaceae. The transcript is spliced from 2 exons. Bases 1 to 369 code for a protein of 122 amino acids. The record is from RefSeq and is a predicted model, not a curated record.